Messenger RNA from Microplitis mediator, 2417 nucleotides. RefSeq names its product SET and MYND domain-containing protein 4-like. The record is from RefSeq and is a predicted model, not a curated record. NCBI's taxonomy places the organism in Eukaryota, Metazoa, Arthropoda, Insecta, Hymenoptera, Braconidae. The coding region runs from base 278 to 2143 and encodes 621 amino acids. The transcript has 5 exons. Gene Ontology annotation, molecular function: protein binding.
GGGGGGUCUGUAGUGCGUCGAACACUCGUUGGGACAAUUAAGCUCAUUGUUUGGGUUCUAUAAAAACAAAAAAACACACGUAAAAGAAACCUUUGUUACAAUAUACCGCUGCCAUUAAGUAACAAACGGCUGUCGAUAAGAAUAAACGUAAAAGAACUUUGUUUAUAAUAUCACUGACUUAAUUAAACGAAUCUACAAAGUAAUUUAUUGAUAAGAUUAUUAAUUAAUUAUUCUUCGAAUAUAUUUAAAGGUUUUUAUUUUUCAAUAAGAAAUAAAUAUGGAUCACUUAUUACGAGAGACAAAUGCGCCGGUUAUUCCCGAUGUGUUAUAUCAAGUAACAAGUGAUGAAAAUUUUAUUAAAAAAAUGAUACACCAUUUAAUAGAAAGAGAAGAAUUGCCAAGCAUAAAGCGUGAGUCCAAAAAUGAAGAAACCGCUAAAAGAAAAUUAGAAGAAGGGAAUAAGAUGAUAUCAAGUGCACCGCUAGAAAAAUUGAUCGAAAUUUAUAGUGAGGCGAUAGCCUACGCACUACCUGGCUCAGAAUUAUUAGCACGUGGAUUCGCUAAUCGCUCGGCAGCACUAACGAAUGGGGGUAUGUAUAAAGAUUCUUCGAAGGAUAUAGAGAGAGCAUUUGAAGUCGGGUAUCCAGAUAAUUUAAAGGCUAAAUUAUAUGCUCGCAAAGCAAAAAAUUUGUUAGCUUUGAAUUCAAUGAUGCGCUCUGAAGUUGAUGAUGCCAUUACCCAAGCAAACAUCUGGGUAGAAAAAAUGGACGAUGAUAACAAAAAAAGAGUAAAAAAAAGUUUAGAGCAACUGAAGACAGAUAAAUCUUUUAAAAAACCUGUUAAACUUUGGGAAAGUAGUGAAUUUUUCCCUAGAACACCAGAUGAUAAUCCGAAAAUAUUAAGAGCUUCAGGUUCUAUUGACAUAAAAAAUUCUAAAAUAUUUGGCCGACAUAUUGUAGCUACCAAAGAUAUUAAAGCAGGUGAAACUAUCAUGGUACAUAAAUUAUAUGCAUUUACACUGAAGUCUGAAUACAGAUAUCGAAUUUGCUGGAAUUGUUCGAGAUAUACGUGGAGUAGCGUUCCUUGUAAUCAGUGUUCAAACGUUAUUUACUGUAGUGAAGAGUGUCGUGAUACUGCUUGGCAAAACCACCACGACGUCGAAUGUCUAGCAAUUACGGCAAUUUUAGCUUUGUUUAAAUUUCAUGAGUAUUUAGAUCCAUGUUUAGUUAGCGUGAGAUUACUAGUUAAAGCUUUAAAAGAAUUUGGAACAGUCAACGCAUUGUACGAAAAAAUCAAAGAGAUUGAUUUAGUAGAUAACCCGAUUUUGAAAUCGUGCACUGGAAACGUAUACGACGAUACAAAAUAUGCAAGUGUUUAUUCUUUAUUUAGAUUAAAAUUAAACCCGAUCGCCGCUAUUGACAUUAGACAUAUAAUCGUCAAAAUACUAUUUCUGUUAAGUGAAACUACUGAAAUACUUGGGAAAAGAUUUGAUGAUCCAACUGAGUUAAUGAAUAACAAAUGGGCAAUUUUCAUUGGGAACUUGAUGUUUAGACACAUGGAAAUAAUUCAGACGAAUGCAAUUACCAUGUUAUUAAGUAAUCGUGAAGAAGAUAAUAUAAGCUGUGGCAUGUUUUUGGCACCACUUUUGGAUUUAUGUAGUCAUAGUUGUGACCAUAAUGUAUACACACUAUAUACCGGAGAUAUCAAUGCUGAGAUUGCAGUUCAGCCAAUCAAAAAAGGUCAACAAAUAUAUAUCACCUAUGGACCUCAUUAUCUAGAUUCCCCGGCUGUAGAAAGAAGACAGUUUAUACAAAUGAGUUUCAAAUUUUUGUGUCAAUGCACGGCUUGCGUUAAUGGCUGGGGUCCAGAUUAUCAACCUCUAUCAUGUGUGAAACAACUACCGAAACAAACCAGAGAUGAAUUCGUUAUGAUGUCAAAGAAGUGCAGCACCCAUUCUUUUAUAAUAAAUCAACUUGCGAAUCGUUCCGCUGAAGAUAUCACUUCAAGUAAAAUUAUUGAAAUAAUUACUGAUUUAUCAGCAAUGCUUAAUCUUUUGGGCGCCAACAGAUACCCUUGUGAAGAAAUGGUAGCAGCAAAAGAUGCAUUUAUCGAUUUAAUCGAUUGCAUUAGGAGACAUGUAUGAUUAAAAAUCUGAAAUAUUAGUUUGAGAAUCAGUUAAUUUGUUAACCAAAAAAUAUCAAAUAUUUGAAAUCUCAAAACGACUAAUUCAUACAUUUUUAUCACUACAAAUACAUUUUUAGAAGCACUGAGAAUUAUUUUUUUAAUAAAUAUUUAUAUAUUUCAUAUAUAAAAUGUAUGAAGUAUAAGUUAUUAAUUUAAAUUACUUCAUCAACAAAAUAAAAAAAAUAAAGUGUAUGAUGACGAAAGCUUUUAAAAUUUAUCAAAAAUUUUCUUUC